CUGCAAGCUUCAACAACUGCCACCGACCCUCUUUUGUGAGAAUCGACAACCAAAACACAGGCCCUUCUUGCUUCUUCCGCCCAAUGCCCUUCUACCACCACCGACAGUCAAUACUCAGGCCUUUUUCACGCGACCUCACCUAACACCUUUGCGACGAAAUACCCCGCCAUUGUCCGGUUUUAACGCGUCUCGAGAUUGAGUGAGUCCAGGGUUCACCUCCAACAGCACCGGACUUGCGCUCGAUUCCACCGCCUGACCGACCGUGAACUCUGGAUUGACCCUCGCAAACCACCUCAUCAAAGCGCCCAAGUGGCUAUAAAUCCUUCAGCUUGCUUGAGCACGAUGACCCAAUAAACCUCCGCUGGUUCCCUUCUCUAACUCGGCCUAUUGUCAUUUCUCCGAUGCUCCGCCAAUUAGCUACUCUACCACGAUGCCGACAACCCACGUUGAACCGGGUUGCGACCCAUUAUUACAAGAUAUCGCGAAUGCAUUGUCGAAAUCCCGAAAGGUCGUUGUCAUCACGGGAGCUGGCAUUAGCACCAACUCUGGCAUUCCCGACUUCCGCUCCGAGAACGGCCUAUACUCCUUGAUUCAGGCCCAGUUCGAUGAGGCCCAGCAACAACACGGUACCGAAAGUAACAGCGAUGCCGACACGUCCGACAUGGUUGAACAGAGACCAGCCAAACGACAGCGGAGGACAUAUGGCGACUCCGGGCCCCCGGGCCAGCAAACGCUCAAGGUCCCCGAUAUUCCUUUUCCAGGUCUCCGCAAUGCGGCGCCGAAAGAAGUCGAACCCGAAACCCAACAACGUUAUGCCGCGAGAGAGGAGCAGCCUCGAGUCAUGGGGGUCGAAGAUACCAACCGGGACUCGGCUCCCUUUCCCUCCUCUCCUCCCAGUCACGCGUUCGCCACUCCACGCGCUCGCCCGCCCCAUCUCCUCGACGCCCUCCCGGCGAGCUCCUCGCCUCUCUCGUCCCCGCCGCCAGUCGUGUACGACCCCUACCAGGAGUCGACAAGUUGCUCGAGUCAAGACACCGAGUCCAGCCGGUCGGAAAGCGAAGGGCCCUCCUCUGUAACCACGCCCCUGCUUUCCUCACAAAACUCCUUCGUCUCGUCUCGAAACUCUCUUCCGAUCAUGAAGGGGCGCGAUUUGUUCGAUUCCCAGAUCUGGUCCUGCCCGACGAAGACGUCGGUAUUCUACACCUUCGUGUCCACCCUUCGCGAGAAGGUGCGAAGUGCCGAGCCGACGAGUAGCCACCGCUUCGUCAGCGUACUUCGUGACAGCAGGAAGCUUGUUCGGUGCUAUACCCAAAACAUCGAUCAGUUGGAGGAACGCGUCGGCCUCAGUACCUCGUUGUCCCUAGGGGUAGGCAGUCGGUACCGCUUUUCCACCCGGUCGGGGCGGAACGCUGCUGGGACGAAAGGUUCGGCAAAGGGUGCUGCUGAAAGUGUCCCCAAUGCCAGCCAAGGAUCGUCACAGAGGGAUGGAGAACAGGAAGGAGCGUCACAAUCACAAGAACAGCCGCAGCCCAGUCAAGCACGUCUUGAUGGGCCCACAGCAGGUGACACUGGCGGCGGGCCCUCCGCUACGGGGCCAAUAUUACCAACGUCCUCGGGCUCAGCUACCGUUUCCGAUAACACAUCAUCAUCAACGCCGCCGGCGUCGCAAACUACGGCACCCACAGCUCCCAAUCGCGGAGUCGAAUGCGUGUUUCUGCACGGGUCUCUGGCCGAGCUCCGCUGUUUCGUGUGCGCCCGCACCGCGUCGUGGGAAGAGGAGACCCGACUAGCAGAUACCCUUGCCGGUCGACAGCCUACCUGUCCACACUGCGCCGGGGCAACGGCCGCCCGGGAGGAACGCGGCAAGCGAGCGCUGGGUGUAGGCAAACUGCGACCGGACAUCGUACUGUACGGGGAAGACCACCCGCACUCCCACCUCAUCAGCCCCCUUGUUCAGCACGACCUCUCGCUCGGACCUGAUAUGCUCCUAAUUCUGGGAACGAGCAUGCGCGUCCACGGCCUCAAGGUUCUCGUCAAGGAGUUUGCCAAGGCCGUCCACGAUCGCGGGGGCAAGGUCGUGUUUGUGAACUUUACAAAACCACCCGAGAGCGUCUGGGCGGAUAUCAUUGACUACUGGGUUCAGUGGGACUGCGAUGCCUGGGUCGGUGACCUGCAGGCAAGAAAACCCGCUCUCUGGCUCCCACCUGGCGUCUCGCUCCCGGAAGAGGAUAAACCGAAGAGUUCCAAGUUAUCACGACGGCAAAGCGGCGCCGAAGGAAAACGGAAAGAGGGUGCUGACAAGACGAGGCGAGGGAGAGAGAGUGACGGGUUAGGGAACAACCAGAAGGAAGAAACCGGCGUGCCAGUUCAGCUACAAGGGCCCGAGCAAGGGCUUGAACAAGGGUACAAGGAAGAGAUGCCGCCACCCCCGGCGAAGGCCGUGCCCAAGAAGGCGGUCAAGGUCCCGAGGGAACCCAAGCUAAAUCCCGACGCGAAGCGCCCUGCGUCCGUUCGGGAUCACAAACAAAACGGGGCGUAUCUCGUUUACAAGAUCAUGGACGAUCUGCGGCUCAUCACCGGGGGAAGCCCAGCUCGAUCUGCUGCCUCGUCUCCGAUCAACACAACCAGGUCAAGAGCCAAGCGGCCUCGGAAAUCGGCACCGGUGACGCUGGAGCCCCAAGAUGCGCCGACGGAGCCGAGUCGCGUGGUCGAAACGCGUCACACCCAAACGCCAGCGCGCCCAACCGUCCCGGCAUCCUCCCCGGCUCCGAAUGCACUCCCGGGAGUUGAUUCCCCCGUCCGCAACAGCGAGAGCUCCAUCUCAGCAGCGGUCAAGAGCCGCAAGCGCAAGUCAGCCGUGACAUGGCGCAUGAUACGCGGCGUCGAGACGCGCGUCUCGCUCCACGAUGCGGGUGAGCCACAGCCACCCACGCCGUCGAUCCCCCACACGCCCGCCGUCCUCGCACCCUCGCCGGUGCCCGACUCCCGGCGGCUUCCUCCGCCGACGCCGACAACCCCCCAACAACCUUCCCCGUACCGUACCGACCCACACCACGGCCCCGAUCCGCAACCCAUAACCACAGGGCCCUCCACCUCGGCCAUUGACAUGGCCAUCACGGCCGGCUUCCGCGAGACCGACCGGCUCAUCGCCCAGAUCCACCACGAGACGCGCCUCUCCCGGCCCACAACCCCGAUACAGCUGCGCCUCCCACCGCUGCUCGUCCCCAACCCCUCCGACCAACAACACCAAGCGGCACAAGCCGCCCAUCCGCAUAACCGCCGCAAGGAGGACAAAGCGAAGCAGCAGCAGCAACAACAGCAAUACGAAUACCACACCGCCAAACUCGUCCCCAUGGAACCCAAGGUCGACUCGCCCGGUCCGCGGAAGGGCAUUUCCUCCAACGUCGGCAGCCCUAUCGCCCUGGGACGCAACCCCUUCUUCUUCGCCGACCCCCUGGUCGGACGCCUGGGGUACCCGCCUGUGUGGCUGCAGCAGCAACUCGCGUCGGAGGCGUGGGUGGAUGGGAAGCAGCAGCAGCCAGGGCAGGGACAGGGACGCGGUGUGAUGAAGGGGAAGGAUACGAAGGGGAAAGGGCUGCAAUCACACCCGCAACCACACCCGCAACCGCAAGCUGACCAGCGGGAUCGGGUGGCUGGUCAGAUGUCGCCGUGGUGCCCGGAUGAACAGCUCCGGAAGGAGCAGGAGGCGGCGAUGAUGCUGUCGGCUAUGCGUGGGACGGGGACGGGCGAGUUUCGCUGAUUCCGGUCCGGUGUGGUCUGGUUUGGUCCGGUCCGGUCUGGUUUGGUCGGGGUAUUGUGCAGUACUGGGGGAUGGUGUCCCUGAUGUUGUGCCUUGGUGUUCCAAUGCUGUAAAAACGGUUGUGUAGCGAUGUGAUGGGCUCUUUUGGAUAUAUAUGGGUGGUUUGGUUCAAGGGUGCAUUGUCAUGCAUUACGGCAUAGGUGUAUGAUGGGAUUGCCACUUGGUCGGGAUCAAAGGCGUUGAAAGGGUUCGAAUGUGAGGGAAGGGGACGGCGUUAGGGUUGGGGAAGUGCAUGGUAGAGCCGGCGCUGGUGAUGGGCUACCUAGUACGUAUAUAUACCAGUAUUGAACAACGGCGAGACCCAUCAGUUGCGGGG
Molecule: messenger RNA, 4136 nt
Organism: Chaetomium fimeti
Lineage: Eukaryota; Fungi; Ascomycota; Sordariomycetes; Sordariales; Chaetomiaceae
Exons: 2
Coding region: 431-3760 (1109 amino acids)
Biological process (GO): negative regulation of transcription by RNA polymerase II; replication-born double-strand break repair via sister chromatid exchange; pericentric heterochromatin formation
Cellular component (GO): mating-type region heterochromatin; nucleus
Molecular function (GO): NAD+ binding; histone deacetylase activity, NAD-dependent
Source: RefSeq, a predicted model, not a curated record